This is a messenger RNA of Glossina fuscipes, 357 nucleotides long. RefSeq names its product heterogeneous nuclear ribonucleoprotein U-like. The transcript is spliced from 2 exons. Lineage: Eukaryota; Metazoa; Arthropoda; Insecta; Diptera; Glossinidae. The coding region runs from base 1 to 357 and encodes 118 amino acids. The record is from RefSeq and is a predicted model, not a curated record.
AUGGUGAGAUUAGAAGAACUCAAAGUGGAGCAGCUCAAACAAGAGCUGGGAAAAAGAAGCCUUCGUACAACCGGUACUAAAGCUGAAUUGAAACAAAGACUGGUCGAACAGCUAGAAAAAGACGGACUGGACCCGUUGAUACUUGAAUUCGAAUAUAAUAUCGAGGGAAAGGAGCAAGCCGACAACUUGUUAGGUGCAGAAAAAGCAGCUACAGCAGGGGAAAAACAUAGCGAAGAAAAAGGCGCAGAUAGUGCAAACGAAACACACGAGCAAUUGGAUGCCAGAAUAAAUGCACAGGAAGAGAAUGCAGACGCCUUCAAAAAGGAAAUGAAAACCUUAAAAAAAAGAAAUGGCUAA